AUGACACAACCAACGACUAUUGACAUGACAUUCGACACUUCUCUUGUGGAUGUCAAACCACCCACCAUUGACGCAAACACAUCUUUUUCAACUGUCGAAUCAGAUCAAGCAAAUACAUCUACUAUCCAGCCACGACCCCAAGUACCAAUCCACCACAUACCCACGCAAGACGCAUACAACCAAUGGGCCUCCCAAUAUGACUCGGACGGCAACAUGCUCCAAGCCAUCGACGACAUCGAACUAGCCGCCUUCCUGCCCACCUUCCUCUCCCAAAUCCCCAAUCCCAACCCCUCAACUUCCUCCUCCUCCUCAGAAAGCCCCCUCCGCAUCCUCGACCUCGGCUGCGGCACCGGCCGCAACACACUCAAACUCUUACGCCACUUCACCCAAACCCCUGCUCCCUCCCAAUCUCGCACUAAGAUCAUCGGCAUCGACUUCUCACCCGCCAUGCUCACCAUCGCCCACUCAAAACUCUCCCCUUAUCCCCCGGAAACCUGGGACUUACACUGCUGUGACAUCUUCUCCUCCCCCCCUUCCUCCUUGCCCAUCCCCGCCGUCCACGCCAUCCUCUCCACCCUCGUCCUCGAACACAUUCCCCUCUCAAAUUUCUUCUCUACCCUCUCUUCCUUACUCUUACCCUCUGGUGUAGCGCUGAUUACCAAUAUGCACCAUGAAAUGGGGAGGUUGGGUGGGCAGGCGGGGUUCGUGAGUCAGCAAGGGGUUAAGGUUAGGGGAAGGAGUUUUUUGCAUAAGGUUGAUGAGGUGCUGGAGAAGGCGGCGGAGAGUGGGUUUGAGGUCCUGGGGGUUAGGGAGAGGGAGGUUAGGAGGGGGGAUUUGGAUGGGGGAGUUGUGGGGGGAAGGGGGGAGAAGUGGGUUGGGGUUAGGGUUUGGAUGGGGGUUUUGGUGAGGAGGGUUGGAUGA
Molecule: messenger RNA, 921 nt
Organism: Bipolaris victoriae FI3
Lineage: Eukaryota; Fungi; Ascomycota; Dothideomycetes; Pleosporales; Pleosporaceae
Exons: 1
Coding region: 1-921 (306 amino acids)
Source: RefSeq, a predicted model, not a curated record